CCAAGUCCACUAAGUCCGCGCCUGGAGGGCCAGAGAUUGGAGAUUUUACUGUCUUGUGUCAACCGGGUGCAAAAGAGCCCAUCGGAGACCUUCGAGGGCGUUUUCGGGGCCCUUUAACUAACUCGUGUUUGACUCUAAUCCCGAGCUACGUUACCCAAAAUUAUGAUGACAAACGCCCCAGUUUAUGUCAGUGUUUUUAUCGAAUAAUUUCGUAUAGCCUUGACGCGGUCGAACGAUGAGGUUUACCUCGCCCGAACUAAACAGUGAUUCUCAACUCGGUCCCCCGUGUUGAUGCAACCGAAUGCUCACCAGUGACUAAUAAAGUGCGUGAAUUUUUUGAAUUUUAAUUUAGGCAGUGGUUUAAUUUUUUCCGGUGGACAGGUUAGGAAGCUUAAAGGGGGAAAAUAACAGGGACUCGGUCAAAUCGUGGUCCGGACUCUACGGUUUGUUUACAAUCGGUGCGAUUUGCGCAAUUGUACCGGCGACGGUUUGUUGACAUUGUUUUGGCAGUUUUUUUUUGUCGGUUUUGGUUUAUUUGUGAAUUUUUAAUUGAAUUAAUAAAAUAUGGCGGACGACGAGGUGCUUUUUGAUGAUGUUUAUGACUUGUGCGAGGAGAUUGGAAGGGGGCCAUUCAGUAUAGUUCGACGAUGCAUCCACAGACAGACUGGCCAGCAGUUCGCUGUCAAAAUCGUGGACGUAGCAAAAUUCACUUCUAGUCCCGGACUAAGCACAAAUGAUCUGAAGAGAGAAGCCACGAUAUGUCACAUGCUCAAACAUCCACAUAUCGUCGAGCUACUCGAGACCUACUCUUCAGAGGGGAUGCUUUAUAUGGUUUUCGAAUACAUGGAUGGAUCAGACUUGUGCUUCGAAGUAGUACAGAGAGCCACUCAAGGAUUUGCUUACAGUGAAUCUGUUGCAAGCCAUUACAUGCGGCAAAUCCUGGAGGCUCUCCGGUAUUGCCACGAAAACGACAUCAUUCAUCGAGACAUAAGUCCCGAAAGCAUUCUGCUGGCCACUAAAGAAAACUCGGCACCGGUUAAAUUGGGCGGCUUUGGGAUUGCUGUUCAGUUACCUGACAAACAUUUCAAUAACGUUCCUGAAAACGGAGUGUGUGAGUACAGGACGAACCUGUGUCCCAUGGGCAGGAUGUAUCUGAAGGCUGACAAGGCCGGUAGGGUAGGCUCUCCCGCUUUUAUGGCUCCAGAGGUGGUCGAAAAGAAAUCAUAUGGAAAAGCCGUAGAUAUCUGGGCCGCUGGUGUUUUACUUCACGUGCUUCUGUCUGGGACCCUUCCAUUUCACGGUAGCGGAAGAAGAUUGACUGAGGCCAUUUGUCGUGGGAAACUAUCGAUAAAUGCGUCACCACUUUGGGAAUUUAUUAGUGAUAGUGCUAAAGACCUUAUCCAACAAAUGUUAACAGUUGAUCCUAAGCAAAGAAUAACGAUACAAGAAGUACUUAAUCAUAGGUGGCUAAGGGACCGUGAUAAAGCCCUUAGGAUCCACUUAAAUGAUACUAUAGAAGAACUUAAAAAAUAUAAUAGUAAACGAAAGCUUAAAAGAUGUAUUUUUAACGCUGUGAACUCUAGCAAAUGGUAUAAUUUCGAUGAAGGAUCGGACGAUUUUUUUUCCGAUUUUGGAAACGAAGUGACUUCAAUGGCUGUGUCUACUAUAGCAGAUACUUUAGAUGACGUGUAUUGUCUACAAGAAUCACAACCACAAGAACGACCUCAUUUAUUAGCCUUAUUAGAAGAUAACAAGCUACACUCGAUACUUGACAUUUUCGAUUUAGUCGUAACUCGUCUGCCAACGCCUAUUAAGGCGCCAUCUACCGACGCCGUACAAUGCUGCCUUUAUGUUUUGGAGGUUUUACGGGAUCUGGACCAUCGAAGGGACAUCGAUCGACGCGACGUUCACGAGCUGAGAGAUCUACUUACCCGAAUACAUUUUAAGGCUCUUCUUCAAGCCCACGACGUAGUGGCCCAUGAGGUCUAUGGAGAAGACGCGGUCCGGGUCACGCCUCCCCCUCUGCUGCCGUACCUCAACGGAGGGGAUGACCUGGAUGGGCCAAAUGGGGAUGUGGAACUGGAAAAUGUUACCAGGGUGCGGCUGGUUCAAUUUCAAAAAAAUACGGAUGAACCAAUGGGAAUUACAUUAAAAAUGAACGAGGAUGGAAAAUGUAUAGUAGCAAGAAUAAUGCAUGGAGGGAUGAUACAUCGACAAGCAACUCUUCAUGUAGGAGAUGAAAUUAGGGAAAUAAAUGGAAUACCUGUUGCAAAUCAGCCAGUCGGUGCAUUACAGAAAAUACUCAGGGAAGCUAGAGGAUCUGUGACGUUUAAAAUAGUUCCCUCUUACCGAAGUGCCCCACCGCCCUGCGAGUUGUUCAGGAUUAAACCACUGCCGGUACUUAUAUUCGUCAGGGCACAAUUCGACUACGAUCCUCUAGAGGACGAUCUGAUUCCGUGUGCGCAAGCGGGUAUAGCCUUUAAAACUGGUGAUAUAUUACAAAUUAUUAGUAAAGAUGAUCAUCACUGGUGGCAAGCUCGCAAAGAUCAAGCAGGAUCAGCUGGUCUGAUCCCAUCACCUGAAUUGCAAGAAUGGAGGGCUGCAUGUGCAGCAAUGGAAAAGACUAAACAGGAACAAGUCAAUUGCUCAAUAUUUGGAAGAAAAAAGAAGCAGUACAAGGAUAAAUAUUUGGCUAAGCACAACGCAGUUUUUGACCAAUUAGAUUUAGUUACUUAUGAAGAAGUUGUCAAAUUACCUAUGACCGAUCCAGCAUUUCAAAGAAGAACUCUUGUACUGCUCGGAGCACACGGAGUUGGCAGGAGGCAUAUAAAGAACACACUUAUAGCAAGACAUCCUGAUCAAUACGCCUACCCAAUUCCACAUACAACGAGACAUCCCAAGGCAGACGAAGAAAAUGGACGGAACUACUUCUUUGUAACUCAUGACGAGAUGAUGACCGAUAUUACAGCUAAUGAAUAUCUUGAAUAUGGAACACACGAGGAUGCUAUGUAUGGAACUAAGUUGGACACAAUAAGAAAAAUACAUCAAGAAGGCAAGAUGGCAAUAUUGGAUGUGGAACCUCAAGCUUUAAAAGUACUUAGAACAGCGGAGUUUGCUCCAUAUGUUGUUUUUAUUGCUGCACCGCAAUUACAAAAUAUUGCUGAUUUUGAUGGAAGCUUAGAACGUCUCGCCAAAGAGUCCGAAAUGUUAAAGCAAGCAUAUGGACACUACUUCGACCUGAUCAUAGUGAACAACGACAUCGAUGAGACCAUUAGCGCACUGGAAACCGCCAUCGAAAAAGUCCAGACGACGCCCCAAUGGAUUCCGGUGUCGUGGGUGUACUGACAUCACGCAAACCUGGACUACUACGGGUCUCUUCAGUAUUUUUAACAGUGAAUAUGACGGCGACCUUGUGUAAGGUUCGCCAUGGAUUAUCAGGAAAAUUAAUCAGUCUAGCAAUGUAACGUGUAUAUGGUAUAAAAGUCAAGCAGUUUUGGUUACUGGUUUAAAUGUUAUUAAAUUUAUGAAAUUUGUUUUUAAAUUCAAAUAUAUAACAGCAUAUGGUGCUUUAAGCACUAAAUGAGUAUACAGUUUAAAGAGUAUUUUGUAUAUUAAUAGGAUUUAAAAGGUUGUCUUCUAGUUCUCUGGUUAAAUUUGCUAAAUCUAGUUUUUUACCACACAAUAUUGCAAUUUAUCAAAUCAAAUUAUAUUUUAAACUUAAAACAAAUAGGAUUCAACGGACAUGAUAUCAUUAAAUUAAUUUUCAAUAAUCAUGAAAAAAUAAAUCAUUUUAUAAUAACACAAAGCAUAUAGAGGCGAUCAUUUCAGACAAAUUGGCUUUCAAAGCCUAUAACUUAAAUAUUAAUAACAAUUUUUGACAAUUAUUAUACUACGUUCUCAAUAUGAUAUAGGCAUCAGCAGGUACGAAAAAUUGUUAUAAAUUUUUUAAUUAAGUUGUGUCAUUGGUGGUGGUUGUACUACAUUAAUGGUGGUUUUUUACACUAGCAUAUGUAAUAAGAUCUGAUUGUUUUACUGAAUACUUUAGGAUUUCUUUAAUCUAUAUCUCAAUUAAAAAAAAACAUAUUUCAUAUUAAUAAACAAAUUGAAGAGCCUUUCAAGUUUUUCAUUAUGAGAGUUGUAUAUAAACUAAGAACUCUAUUAAUAAGAGAAACCUAUUAUAAUUCAUUAUAUCCUAUUAUGAGCUGUUUUUGGGGAGUUUUAAGAAAGCCAUUAGAAUUCCUUGUAAAGUCAAUAAUUUAGUUUGUUUUUUUAAAAUACUACUCUUUAAAUAUAUUUUAAAAAAUUUUAUAGAUAAAUUAGAAAUAACCAAUAUUUAAAUGCUACAAUUGCAUCUGAUUCGCCUUUAAUAAAAACUCUUUCGAAAACUUACUUAGCAGUGUUUUUAAAUGUUAAUUUAUUAAAUGAAUUUAAAAUAAUAAAUAAUUGUUUAAUAAUGAAUUAUUAUUAAAUCAAAGCUACUAACUAUUAAUAUUAAUAUAUAUUAUAUUUAAUAUUUAAAAAUUAAUAAAUAUUUAAUACGAAAUAAUUCGUAUUCGGAAAAUGAACUAUAGUUAAAUGAAGCCUGCUUGUAGCGUUACUUGCUUAUGAAAGUAUACUGAGCUAUUCUUUUGAUGUAAAAAAUCUUUGUUUUUUUUUAAAUAUAUAAACGAUUGAUGCUAUUAUAAACUCAUCAAUGCAUUUAUGAAGAUACUCUAAUUAAAUGUAACACUCUUUGGCGUAUUUAGGUUUUAUUAAGAUAAGCGAGUCUACGGCACCUUUGAAGUGUAACAUAUUAAAUAAUUUAAUUUUUUUUGGCUUUACUACUUUACGAUAACAUUUUAAUAAAACAUUUAUAAUAUCGGGUAUCUUUUAGUUUUAUCGGAUUACUAUUGCUAUGCCUUAAUAAAAUUUCUUCGCUUUAUAUUUUUUGUUGUUCGUUAAGUUUAAAGUUUAUUUCUAAAAUUAAUUUUUUUUAAUUCCUGUAAAAAUUACUUAAAAUCAAGUUAUUAAAACAAAUUGUAGUUUUUAAACCAUUAUUGAAAAACCAGCUUGACUUUUAUAUGAUAUUUUUUAGCGCAAGCUCUAAUACAAAUGUAACUAAAGAAAAAUACUGAUUUUACUCUUAAAAAUUACACAUUUAAAAUGUCAUACUUUAUUUCUUUAAAACAACAAUUUCAUAUUUAGGCAAAUUUGAUUAUGUUCUUAUAAUUUAGGUUAUUAUUAAGUGUAUGAAAUUUUCUAUAAUUAAAUAUUUAACCAAAAAACUAAUACAUUUAAUCUAGUUUACAAGUGAGGAAGCAUUUCUCGACGAUCCACUUAAAUUAAUUACGUGUUAACAAUAAUUUAUAUAUUUUAUAAAUAUAUGACACACACGUUUUUUUUUUUGAUGAACUUUUAUUUGUUAGCAAAAUCAAUGCACUUAAAAAAAUCGGUUAAAAUAUUUUUAUCAAAAUAAGUACGGAUGCAUAACAAAGUAAAGUGAAUGUCCUUUAAAAGUAAUGAAAUCUCCGUUAAACACAAAUGGACUUCCAAGGAUCAAUUAUACAAGUUAGAUAGGUAGAUUUUUAAUUACAUCACGAUGUAAACUGUAGUGUUGCCUUUUGCCUUAAUUAUCGUUUAAUAUUAAUUAAUCAUUUAGUUGUAAGAAAAUGUUAUGUUCGUAGCAGAAGUGUAAAAUUAUAAGGGUUUAACUGAAUCUAUCAUAAUUGUUUUUUUUUUAUGAUAAUUAAACAAAAAUUAUAAGGCGAAAACAAAAUGAAUGUAUUGCGGUAAGUUGGCAUUGUAUCAUUUAGUAGAUUGUGCUGUAUUCUAGUAAAAUUGAAACAAAAUAUGUUUACAUUUAAAUAAGCUCAAAAAAUAAUAUUAGUAGCAAUAUUUAAGUAUUAUUAUGUGGUAGGGAUAUUUCAUUACAUUUAUUUAUUCUUUUUAAAUUUCCUUUUUAAAUCAUAUCUUGUACUUGGGAUUAUAUGUAGAUCGUAAAAAUUGCUCAAAAUUUUUGGAAUAUUGCAAUUGAUUGGAUAGGUAAUAUCAAAAUUAUCUAUCAUAUUUUUAUAAUAUUUUUCCCCCGAAAACCUAAGAAAAGUGAUAAAUUAAAAUAUAAAUUGACGGGGUCUAUAUUUUAAAAAGGUUCGAAAGUUUGCGUAUAUCCUCACUUAUUACAGUCUAUGGUAAAAAAGUCUCGUACAUAGCCAUUCUAUUUAUUUGAAUUUAUUUAUACUGAACCUUUUCCAAAUAAGGGCUUAAAAGGAAAAACCAGAUAUUAAAACUUUUCAAAUUUAGGUAUAAGAAAACCUUAAAUCUAAUAACAGUAAUGCAUCAUCUUAAUUUUUUUUUUUUUUAAUUAAUAUGAAUUUAAAAAAUACUUGAAUUUGAAGAUAUCUCUUUUAUUUCCUAUUUCGAUAAUUUUAAGAAUAUGAUAUUAUCUAAAUUUAAAAAGAAACAACGCCAUUCAGCUCUUGAAAUUAAAAAAGAUUAUUUGAAAUUUUAGACAUCUUUUUUGAAGUUUUAUAAUCUUCUUAGAAUCUUAUACCUGAUUCUAGAAUAAUAACCUUUGCCUUCAGCCAAGCCUAAUAUAUACCAGUUAAAAUAGCACACAUUAUCAAUAACUAUUGAAACAUAUACCACUAAAAUCAAUAGCACAAUUGGGACAGAAAUUCAUUAAAGCUAAAAAGCUUGAAUUUGGCUUGAAAAAUGUGGGAUUUUUAAAAAAAGAUCUACGCCAUAUUUUAAACACUGUAAUUUGAAUUUAAUCUAUUAUUAUUUAUUAAUUUAAUUAUUUAAAUCUAAAGAGAGUUAAAUGCACAAAGCUUAAGGAACCUUAAUCUAACAAAUCCUUUAAUGAACAAGAUAAAGACUAGGACUAUUUAUUAGAAUUGAUAAAUAUAAUGUAACUAGGAGUUCACACUAAGAGUUCCUUGGUAAGAAGGUCUGUCAUAAUAACGAAAAGAUUGAGUAUGGAUUUAAUGGCUAAACAAUUUAAUUUAGAAGCAUUUAAGUUUCUUCAAAGAUAUUUGGAUCUAUUUUGAAUUCUUGUUUUAUACUUAGUUUGGUAAAAAAGGAAAUUCCUAUGUUGAGAAAAACGUAGUCAACAGCCUGAAAAAUAGUAUCAACUACCUGAAAUAAACUGCUUUCACCACAUAUAAAGACCACUACGAUUUCUGGGAGAAACACAAAAUGAGUUUAGCAACCUGAAAGAAAAAGAAAUUAAUGUCUUCGACUUUGACUUCUUAGAGAAAUACAGUUAGAAGAAAAAUAAAAACCUCUGUAGAAACUCAAUGAAAAUAUUAAUAGUUUCAAACAAAAACCUAAUCAUUUUCGAUAAUCUUUAUAAAUAACCACUAACAUGCAAAAGUAAAUGUGGUUGUUUGUGCUUACUGCCUCUAUUUGAAAGUUAACAGUCUAAUUAAUAAUUUCUGUAUUUUAUUUUUUUAGUUGUUAGCUUUACUUGAGGUGAUAUCAAUAUCAGUUUUGUUAAGUAAAUGUUACUCUCUAAGUUUAUGGGUUCAAUUUUUCUCAUACAAUUUGUAAUUUUUUUUCAAAAAAACUUAAUAUAGUUUUCAUGGGUUCUCAGCCCCCGAUUACAUCUAUUAUGAAAAAACUAAGUAGUUUAUUCUCCUGUCCUGAAAUUAUUAUGAUUAUAGUAAUUUAGGAUACGGAAGAAAAUAGUAUCAAUUAAAUAGUUUCGUGUUAUUUUAAACCUAAUAAGGCAAACUGCCUCCACGAUGCUCAAUAAUCCCAAGUAAUUCGUUAGAAACUUACUGAAAUAUUAAAGAAAAACUGUUACGAAAAAAGUAGACUGUAUAUUCAUGUGAUAUAUACGUUCUUUGCUAACCUAAUUUUUGUUAAAAAUUACGAAUUAAAUGUUAAAAUUUUAUGCUUGCUCUGAAUUGAAAUUUAAAAAAAUACUACAUUUGAGUUACUUUAUAGUCUAAAACGUUAAAACUCCUUUCUACCCUAUAAAAUACAUAAACAAAAACAUAGAUACAGUUUGUCUUAAAUACGUGUGUCACUACUGAUGUAUCCAAAUGGUUAAAUGCCAGAAAGUUCGAUAAAUUAAAGAGCAAAGUUGUCGUUUUUAAUGGUCAUUUGAGAUUUUAUUGCCUUUUUGCACUGUUCUUAUUUUUCAUCAGAAUACAGGGUAAUUUAUAAGAACUUCUUUUGAAUUACUGAAUUUUGUUUUUAGUUUUUAGAGCUAAAAAUCAUUAUUAACAAUUUGCUGAAUCAUCUCCUCUAAAAGAACAUGACGUUUAUGCCUUCCGAGAUGGUUUUCCUAAGAUAUGGUCUAUAAUAUUUUCAAGAAAGCACAUUGUGACUAUAAAUCCUCUUAUAAGUAUUACAACUUUCACGUAGCGCAAUGCUUUAAGAGAGACAGGAAAAUAGAUAGGUCUACAGAAUAUGCUUGAUUCACAGCAGAUUGAAACGUCACUGAAUUUUUCUCAUCUCUUUGGCCUUUUUUCAUGGCAAUUCCUAGCGUUUUCCUUAGAUUUUGUUGGCAUAUUUUCAUCAAUUUCUACCAGCGAAAUCAUCGGGGUCUUUUAAUCGCUAGCCCUGAUAGACUCUCUAAUUUUGCUUGCUUGUUGGUCCUAUAUCGUCGUUUAAGUUACAUUUUUAUUCUUAUCUUAAAACCAGUAAAUUGUUAAAAGCUUGUAAAUCUUUGGAAUUUAUUCACAAAAAAGUUAAUCAUCUAUUUCCAUACUUUUAUGAGGUUAUUAUUCAUAUUGACUUCUAAUAACAUAAAACAGAUCAUUGAUUUAGAUAUUUGACCCACUUGGUUUUUUCUUUUAUGAACAUGACAUCUCUGCAUCUGUUUCGCCCGUAAUCAGAAAAGUCAGUCAUAUGCAUAGUAUAUAAAAUGUGACAGAAAAAGAAUGAGACUAAUUAUUUAUUUAUCAUAGUUAUUUGUUUUUUAAAUAUUAAUGUUACCCACUUUAAAAUAGUUCUUAUAGGUAGCUGCAAACCAAUAAAGACGUACUUUUUCAGUGUUAGUAGCAACGCUGCAGGUCUUCAACCGUUAUGGCUUUCAGCAUGUCCAUUGAACACUUUUGGAAGUGACGUCCUUUGAGAAUAUUAUUCAGUUUAGAAAAUAUAAAAAAGUGGCAGGAAUGCAAUCACAGGAGUGCUAUUUAAUGUCACAAAUUCUGCGAUGGAGAGAAUAGUGCGAUGUUAAGCAUUGUGAUGAUUGAGCAUUUUUCUGCAUGCAAUGUCUGGGUAAGGAACCACAUUUCUUCUUAGCCUCUCAAGAAUACCUUCAUAAAACACCUGUUUGACAAUUUGGAAGAAUACGUUCUUUAUAGAUGAUUCUGUCAAAAAGACAAAUCAGCAUUGAUUCGAUUUGCAAGUUAUUCAUUCGGGCUUUCUUUGAUCGAGACGAGCUGCUCUGAGCGUGCAACUUCUCAGUUUGCUUGUUAGUCUCUGGUUUCGAAAUCCAUGGUUCAUCCAUCACCUGUUUUCACAUAACUAAAGAAAUAUUGCCCACUGGCAAUUCUGUCAAGAAGAUCGAGACACUUGUUUAUUUAAUUCUCCUUCCGCUCUUGCUUUUUCGGCACUAUUUUGGUACAGACCUUUCGCAUCUUUAGAUGUUCAGUAAAUAUUUGAUGAACAGAAAAUUUGGUCAAAUUUGAUUGCUCAAUAUCUUUCUAUCUGUAACUGCAGAGGGUGAUGAGAACUACACUGCAUUUAGGCAUCAGUAGGCCCAUUUUGUCUCUGUUCAAGGCGUUGGAAACCUCUCCCUCAACUCGUCAUUCAGCCUAACGAAUCAACUAGAGCAACAACGUCACCAAGGAACUUCUUGAUUUCUUUAAGUAAUAAGUGGAAUAUGCCUAAAAUUCUACUGCGUAUAGACGAGAGAGCAGGGCAGUUUUAAAGUUUAUGCACCAUUGCCUCGUCUUCAUAGUUGCAUUCUCUACAUAAUGGACUUCUGCUUAGAUUCAUUUUAAAAAGGUGGUUAUUUAGUUGACAAAUUUCAAACUUGUGUAUCAUCCCACCACUUUUUGAAAAGCAUUUGAGAUUAUGAUUUCAUUAGUUCUGAGAUAUUCACCAUCCACGAAAAGCUCUGGCACUCUUAGUAAGAGAGUCAGCGGCAGGACUAUUCUACUUUUUUAAACAUAACAUUUGCCGAUCGUUCAAACCUAAACAAAAUUUAAUGGAAUAACGCUUCUCUAAAUUUUGCUUCUUUAUUUUGCGUAAUGUAGAAACAGAAAGCAGCUGAAAAAAUUACAUAAUUAAUGGAAGGCGUUGAAAUUCGCAGUGUUGCCAAAUUUAUUAUUUUUCUUCUACAUCUUGUAAAUAAGUUUAGGUUAACUUUUUUCUAAUUUGUAUAAAAUUUAUUUUUCAAUCUCUAUUUUAGGUUGUAAACUAGCCCAGCUGAGCUCUAAAGAUCUUGAAUGGAUUAAAAAGCAACCUUUCUCUAAUUUAACUGUAACUUUUUUCGUUUAGAAGAUAGAAAUAGUGGCAUGCGCUAUUUAAGAUAGACCCUGAAUUCAAGAUACAUAGAAAAUAUUUAAAUAAGAUUUCACCGCUUGCGCAAUAUUAGAAAAGAAUCUAAAAUAUUCUCUAAUAUAAUUUUAUCAAUGGAGGAAAUAUUAUUAGAUUUAGUAGAUUAAAUCACAUGCUUCAAAGACUUUAAUAGAGAUGUUAGUUAGAUGUGCUUUGUUAUUUUAAAAUAAUUUUUAAGUAGAAAAAUUAAACAAGAACCUAAUUUAUUAAGCAGGAGUUUGAUUAUAAAUUUUCUAAUGUAACUAUAAUUAGGAUAUCGUUGAGUAUUAGCCAAAACAAGUAUCAUCAUUUAAAUAUUGUUGUGUACAUAUUAUUUCAUUUUAUACAUAGAUAUGUUCACUGUUGCCUGUAAAUUGACCCAUUUAAGACAUCAUUUUAUAUAAUACCAAAAAAAGCAUAUUGAAAGAUGCUAGUGUUCAUCUAACUUGUCCAAGAAGAGACUAACAUACGUAAAUACUUAUUUAAAGAAAUAAAAGCAGAUUAAGUCACUUAGUGUUUAACGGAAAAUUAUAUCAAUCCUAAAGAAUUAUACUGAUUAAAAUACUAAGAUGUUUGCGUUAGUCUCAUUUCGGACAAAGAAAAAGAUAAAACCCCAAAUCAUGAGACGUAAAGUAAGUUUUUUGCUUCCUGAUAAAUAUAAAAAAUGUACCUAUAAUAAAAUUUUUAUAAGACUAGGUUAAGAAGGAUCUUAAAAGAAAUUAACAAAGGAGUCUAAAAUGUCAUUAGUUAUUUGUUAAAUAUUUCUAAGAGAACGUUACCCAUUAAAACUACUGCCAUUAAAAAAAAGGCUACGUAAAUGAGUCUUUUGAAGCACAGCUCUGCAUAUUCUAAGCAUUUUAUUUUUAAUGUGUGGAAAUGAAGCUCUCUAGGCAAUUAAUUACCCAUCAUGUCUUAAAAAAUUAAACUUUUAAGAUCUUUCUCUUUUAUAAAAUGAAAGCAUUUUAAUGGAUGAAAUCGAUGAAAAAAAUCCAAUAUUUUAGAAUAGAAGAACGAGUUCGCAUUUAUUAAAAAUUAAAGCGAUAGGUGAGAACAAUGUAGUUAAAUAUUUCUGAAAUAAAGAAAAUGUACCGUUAU
Molecule: messenger RNA, 11568 nt
Organism: Anthonomus grandis grandis
Lineage: Eukaryota; Metazoa; Arthropoda; Insecta; Coleoptera; Curculionidae
Gene: CASK
Product: peripheral plasma membrane protein CASK
Exons: 22
Coding region: 565-3345 (926 amino acids)
Biological process (GO): protein phosphorylation; regulation of neurotransmitter secretion
Cellular component (GO): plasma membrane; cell-cell junction
Molecular function (GO): ATP binding; protein kinase activity; signaling receptor binding
Source: RefSeq, a predicted model, not a curated record